This is a messenger RNA of Symsagittifera roscoffensis, 992 nucleotides long. RefSeq lists its product as uncharacterized. NCBI's taxonomy places the organism in Eukaryota, Metazoa, Xenacoelomorpha, Acoela, Convolutidae. The transcript is spliced from 6 exons. The record is from RefSeq and is a predicted model, not a curated record. The coding region runs from base 113 to 943 and encodes 276 amino acids.
UUAAAAUCAUAGAAACAUUAAAGUUUAGAUAGCGUCAGUGUCUUCUUGCCUAUGCUACGUUAACAAAACCUAGCUUUUUAAACGACAUAAAUACUAACGACCCAAAUACUGAAUGGCUCGCCCCUGCCUGAAUCAGAUAGCACACGAGUGCCUGAGCUUCAUCAAGGCCAAUUUCGGUUUCUUCAAGCACGGCCAGCUGAAGCCACGAGUGCUGUGUGAAAUGAUGUCAGACCCUGAUUUGAUGAGUGAGGGCAUGCGAAGUUUCACUCAUCGCUACACAUUCAGCGAGGAAGAAAUGAGCGACUUUCGGGACGCCAGCGAUGUUCUGGGAUCUGAAAAGAGCAGGGAUAACGAAGACUUGCACCCGAAUGAUGCUGCAAAUCGGGAGAGCAAAGAUGGUGAAUGGGAAGAGGGAGGAGAGGGCGUGUCUCAACUGAAGAGUGAAUUGGAGUUCGGAUCCACUGUGGUAGACAGUGUGAUAGAGACACAGGAGGACUCACAAGACUCAAGUGAGGUGAUUCUGUUCGACGAGACUGCGGCUAAGCGCAAGGAGAUGUUGAAAAAGUACAAGACUCCCAAGAUCAUCCGCAAACUCAAGGACAAAGUAGCACCAAGGGAACAAUGGCACAAAGAACUGGACCGGUUGAGUCUGGGAUUGAACUCACCGCCUGAUAUUGAAAAGAUCACGAAACUGGUGGAUAGAUAUUAUGUCGAAAACGACACUUUAGCCGACUGUUUCGACUGGCAGAAAGACAAAUUGCUGGUGGAAAGAGAACGAAACAAACGAGAGUUGUUCAGACAAUUGUGGGAAAUGAGAAAUCAGAUUUAUUUGAGAAAAAUUGGGAUGGACGCUUACUUCAAAGACAAUGCCUUCAUUGGAUAUAAAAAGAACUCAGAUCUGGCCGAUAUUAUAAGUCCAGAAGUCCAGCAGAGAAACGAAUAAUCGAGCAGAACUAAAAUUGGUUGAGAUUAGUAGCUACUCAUUAGCUUUG